Messenger RNA from Astrephomene gubernaculifera, 2688 nucleotides. The record is from the annotation of a GenBank genome assembly. Lineage: Eukaryota; Viridiplantae; Chlorophyta; Chlorophyceae; Chlamydomonadales; Astrephomenaceae.
GAUCAAUUGCUGACCGGGCUAGCCUUUGUGCGCGUGAUUUUUUCGUCAACAGUCCGUUGCUAUGGAACGCUUGUAGAUUUCGAUGACGGCCUUAGGGGCCUGGAACAGCCAUGCAACGCCGAGUCGCCGAUACUUACGAGAAUGCUUGGCCUAAAGCUUCUCUUCACCACAAAGGCUGAUGAGCGAUUCCCUGUAGUGCUCGAUUUUGGACUAAGCUCGUCCCAGCUCAAAGCCCCGAGAGAUGACUAUAUCGGUAUACCUGCGGGCACCGAGAGUCUAAGCGCUUCAUACACAUGGGAUGCUUGCAGUACUGGUAAUGUAGCUCAGCGGACAGGAGCGCGUUGGCUUUCCCCAGGUUGGAAUGCGGCUUCGAGGUUUGGCGACGUCAGCACCCAUGGCUCAGUGCUUGGCGCAAAAGUUCCAUCAUCACUAAGCAGAGAGGCGGGCUUUUCAUCGCGCUUAUCAUGGCCAGCAAGCUGGUUGCCGAGCUUUCCUUGGAAUGCAACCGCAUCAUUUGGUCCGCGACGGUCUGCCACAGGCGCAAAAAUGCAGUCUUGUGUUGGUCGCAGCUCGCUAGGCGUUAUUUCCGGGAGUGCGCUUGGGGCCGUGUUGAACAGUCUCGUACGGCCUCCUCCAACAUCUGCUUGCCAGACCCUUAGCGCUACUCAUCGCCACACAGUGGCGCUAUUGCCCCAGGCCGCUGCCAUCGCGAGCUCCGUCAGCACCAGCAUCCCAACCUCUGCCCCCUUAUCUCUCAUCAGCUCCUGCACGGACCCCUUUGACACUUUUGAGCGACAUCCAUCCACCACCUCACCCUCCUGUCCGCCAGCCCCCGCCUUCUCGACCUUACCCGCCAGCCAGCCUGCUUCCUUUCCUGCCCGCAGCCAUCCUCACAGCCUGCCUCACAGCCACCCGAGCAGCUACACGGCCCAUGCUGCCACCUCCUCCUCCGUCCACCCAGUCCCGACCCCAGCGCCCCCCUCCUCACACGCACCCAGCGGCCCUACUACAACCCACGCUGCCGCUUGUGCCUCUGCCUCGGCAUCCCCCCCAUGGGCCGCUGCGCCCGCCCCCAGCUCCCAGCCCCCCCGGGAGCUUGGUGGCGCUACCCACAGCGCCACCUGCUACCCACCAGGAGGAGGAGGAGGAGGAGGAGUGGGCUGCCAUGCAGGAGGAGCAGCUGCAGGGGUAACGCAGGCCUGCAGUCUGGAGCAGCAGCAGCAGCAGCAGCUCUGGCGGCAACCCCAGCAACCCAGCAGCCUACAUAGGGAGCAACCCUGGGAGGCAACCCAGUGGCAGCGACAUCAAUCCCAUGACGCAUCAGGGACUCCGAUUGCGGCGCCACCUGCGUCAACCGCUCAGUUCGCUGUAUCAGCGGAAACGCAGCAGGGGUGGCAGCAGCAGCAGGGGCAGGGGCAGCAGCAGGGGCAGGGGCAGGGACUGUCCCCAGCUGCCAUCUUGUCCGGGUGGGGCGGGGGCGAGGUGCAGGGUGCCACCGGUCUACCACCGGCACCGCAGCAGCAGCAGCAGCAGCAGCCUCAGGAAGGCUCGGGUCCGCUGCUGCCCAAUGGCUUGCUGUUCCUGUCUCCCCUGGCGCCGUCAUGGGGGGUGCACCUGCCGGGCAGGCAGCCGGUGACACUGGCAGCGGUCCUAGCGGGCGCAGCGGCAGGGAUGGGGACAGCGGCAGGGACGGGGACAGCAGGAGUGGCAGCAGCGGGGGCAGCAGCAGCGGCAGGGUUGUUGUCGCAGUGGCGGGUGCUGCGGCAGCUGUACCGGGGGUAUGCCAGCGGGGUGUACAAGGCCAGCUGCCUGCUGUCCGGCGCCGACGUGGUGCUCAAGGCCUACAACCUGGCCAGCCUGUCCGGCUUCCUGCGCAACCAGGUGCUGCGCGAGCUGGACAUCCACUCGCGGCUGGCGCACCCGGGCGCCGUGCAGCUGCUGGCGGCGUUCAAGGAGGGCGAGGUGCUGGUGCUGGUGCAGGAGUACGUGCGCGGGGGCUCGCUGGACCGCGUGCGUCGCAAGCUGGGCGGGCGCAUGACGGAGUUCCAGGCCAUGCACCUGGUGCUGCUGCCGCUGCUGGGCGUGCUGGCGUACCUGCAUAGCAAGGGAAUCGUGCACAGAGACAUCAAGCCGGAGAACCUGUUGUUCACCGAGGACUGGCAGCUCAAGGUGUGCGACUACGGCGUGUCCAUCUGCCUGCAUGAGGAGCGGGCGGUCACACGGACGGGGUCACGGGAGUACAUGGCGCCGGAGGUGAACAUCUGCCCCCUGAAGCGCGGCCCCGAGGACAACAAGGACAACGCCGCUCUGUCGUACGGCUGCUCGGUGGACGUGUGGUCCCUGGGCGCACUGGUGUACGAGCUGCUGGUGGGCUUCACGCCCUUCCCGGGGGGGCCGCCGCCGCGGAAGGAGGGAGCCACGGGGUCGGCGGCCAAGUCGCUGGCCUACCCCGGGGGCGUCAGUGCGGGCGCGCGCGCCUUCGUGCAGGCGUGUCUGGAGCUCGAGCCGGCGGACCGACCCACGGUUCCGCAGCUGCUCAUGCACCCCUGGGUGCAGAACGCGCUGGCUGCCAGGGGCGGUGGUCAGCUGCAUCCCCCGCUACACGGCGCAGCGCGGGCGGCUGGGUGCUGCUAAGUGGUGUGGCCGCUUCAAGGUAGGCUGCAAGCUAGCAGCAGCGGCAGCAGCAGC